Messenger RNA from Corylus avellana, 918 nucleotides. The record is from RefSeq and is a predicted model, not a curated record. NCBI's taxonomy places the organism in Eukaryota, Viridiplantae, Streptophyta, Magnoliopsida, Fagales, Betulaceae.
GAAGCUCACUCUACUACCUAGUACUCCAAGUCUGCAACGCUCAUGCACAGGAGACCGAAACUCACCGAAGCUCCGACGACCCACCAAUCUCCGAUGACCCAACGUUCUCCUCGCCGCCUCACGCCCGAGCAAGAGCUCUCCGUAAUGGUCGCCGCGCUCACCAAUGUCGUCUCGGGGUGUACAAGUAGUACUACCGCCUCCACUUCCGAGUACUGUGAGGACGCCACGCCGUUCCCGCCCUCCGAAUUGGACACGUGUCAGGUGUGCAAGAUCAACGGAUGUCUGGGCUGCAACUUUUUUGUCCCGCCAUCACAUCAAGAUCAUCGAGAAGCGGAAGACGAAGACAAGAAGAAGAAAGCGAAGUUGGGAGUGUCAAAGAGACGCGUGAAGAAGAACUACAGAGGGGUAAGACAGAGGCCGUGGGGAAAAUGGGCCGCAGAGAUCCGAGACCCGAAGAGGGCGACCCGGGUGUGGCUUGGCACAUUCAACACCGCUGAGGAUGCCGCACGUGCGUACGACAAGGCUGCCAUCGAUUUCCGCGGGCCGCGUGCGAAGCUCAACUUUCCAUUUCAGGACUACGCGGCGGUUGAGACGCCCAAUUCACAGCCCUAUACGACGUCGUCAGAGCAGCAAGCGACUGAAAUUGGGAGGGAAAACGAGUUCUGGGAAGACAUUGGGGAGGACGAGAUUCGGCAGUGGAUGAUGAUGAUGGAUUUUGCUGGGGACUCCUCGGAUUCGACUGCUACUGGGACUGAAUAUGCUCAGAGUUCUACUUCAUUAUAGGCGAUAAAUGUUGUGGGCCUUGUGGGUCAAUAUUUUUUUUGACAAAAGAAGAAGAGCAAAAUUAGGAAGUUUGAUUUAUUGUACAAUUCGUUUGAUUCUUUGCUCUCUGGGGAAAAUGUCAUGUUUUUAAAGAAU